This is a messenger RNA of Porites lobata, 8801 nucleotides long. NCBI's taxonomy places the organism in Eukaryota, Metazoa, Cnidaria, Anthozoa, Scleractinia, Poritidae. The record is from the annotation of a GenBank genome assembly.
AUGCGCAUUGUUGCGUCAUUAGGUAAACAGUCCGUGAAGCAGCUCGUCCAAGCGGUUAUGGCGUAUGAGGCUUGUCUCAGGAAAACAGUUCCUGUAAGCGGAGAAAAGGAUUCCUUUUGUCCAAAUAGCGUUUUGCUUUUACCAAACAAAGCAAUAACCUUUGGUAGAAUUAUUUCUAGAGAAACAAAUGUUCGUUUAUUGUCGAAAACAACACCACUGAUGAUUUCUCGCAGACAUGCAACGAUUUCUGUUUCGGCGGGCAAAUGGACGAUAGUUGACCAUGAGGUAAGAAAGCGCAGUUAUUUUCGUCUCUUCUUGGGUAUAUCUUAAAAGAAAACGUAUGAAUAAGGUUUUACCUAACAACCCAAAGAGCUUUGAAGUUUAAAAUGUAAGAAGUUGACUUUUAUUUUAAGCAUUUUUAAUUUGUAGCAGCGCAAUGGUAAAGUUUGUUGAUAUUAUUGUUCUCCAUUUAUGAAUAUUCAUCAUGUUAAAACCCAUGCUAAGUAAGCCGCUGGUUGGAUAACUAACAAAAGACCACCUUAAUGGAAAUUUCACUUGCUAAUAAGUGUGUUUCGCGCAGUGUAAAUUGUCUUCUAAGUCCUGUUUGUAGAGCUGAAAACAACUUGGGGUCUUGGAGGUUUUUGUUCAAAUAGCGUACCACAUCGCAUGAAUGUAUUCAAACUGGGUUUGUCCUAUCUUACAUGUACCAAAAUUUUGUGUUGAUCACUUUUUGGUUUGAAGGUGAAAUCUCUUAUGUUUUACUUUUUUAAUGUUUCUUCUCUAAGUUUUUGUCAAAAUAUAUGUUACUAAUUAUUUAUCUAAGAUUACUUUUCGUAAAGAACCAGGAAUUUCAACCUAUGUUUUGUUCACUUUUAAAUCAAAUAUGUACUUUUGUACUUUAGAGUGAAACUUUGAAUCACUCUGAUAGUUCAAAAAGAGCUGCAAUACUGCAUGUAAGUGUCUCUCCUUCCAAAUUGCCUUCUGUUUGUCUUGGAAAUAAAGUUAAAAUUGAAGUCAGUUGUCAUAGAGUGCAACCCUGCUUUACUAAACACCCUCUUAACUGCAGGACACCUUGUUUCCUGCAUCAUGUGUUGGAUAAAAAUGUCUUAGUCCUAUGGAAAAGCCUUCAUGUUUUCUCUACACUCAAUUUGUUUUAUAACAGGUCCAGUUCACCAAAUGAAAACAUAUGCACUGUAGGGAUAAAUAAGUCUGUUGUUCUGUCUUCUGCAUUGCAGAGUUUAAAUGGAGUAUAUGUCAAUGGCAGUAGAAUUCAGCCUAGUUUGCGUCACGUGAUUGAACCUGGGGAUAGGAUUGCCUUUGGUGUAGGAAUAGACCCAGAUCCACCAGAGUUUGAGUAUGUCUUUGAACAUGCUGGGAGAGGCAAGAAAAGAUCCCAUGCAGAGACAUCUUCAACAAACAGAGUUAAACAGAGAAAAAUUUUGAGUGAAAGUGUCAAUGUGUCGGUGACUGCAGAUCAUCCUGUUGUGCGUGAAGCUAUUGGUGUCGCUGAGGAAAAGAUUAAGAGAUUGAAGUCUUCUCUAGAAGACAAAGAGAAAUGUCAUGCUGACGUUGUUCAGCAGUUGGAGAAGACAGAAAAAGACAUGCAAGCCAAACUGUUGGAGCAGAAAGCUGCCCUAGAGAAUGAAAAGCAAGAGCUUGAAAGUGCUCUGAAGACUCUUUUUGCAGAAAAGUUGACAGAGAAGGAAGAAGAGCUAAAUGAGCAGUUGAGGAAGCAAAAGGAAAGUCUUAUGGUUGAAAAAGAGCUGGUUGAAGCUCAGUUACAAGAGGAAUUAAACAGAAAAUUAGAAGAAAAAGACAAAGAACUUGAAAAUCAGCUGACUCAGCAAAAACUAUCUCUGGAAAAAGUUAUUUCUGAGAAGGAAGCUCAACAGAAUCUUUUACAUACAGAACUAGAAAACUACAAGGCCUCUCAGGCUCGCUUACUGGAUUUAGAAGCGAAUGAAAUAAGAAUGGAAUCCACACUUCAGGAGCUACGACAGAUUGUUGAGUCUAAAAAUGAAGAGCUUCUUAAACAACAAGAAGAAACAAAAAGAGUUGAAAUGGAGACAAGAAAAACUGUAAUUGAGCAGAUGGAGGAUGAGUUUACAUGCAUCAUUUGUCAAGAUCUUUUUAUUAAUUCUACCACUUUACCAUGCGCUCACUCCUUCUGUGAGUACUGUUUGCAAACCUGGCUCUUGAAGAAGAACAACUGUCCCAUUUGUCGCCAGACCAUAACAGGAAAACCAGUCAGGUCUCUUGUUCUUGAUAACGCCAUUGCCAAAAUGGUGGAAUCUAUGGAUGAGGAGACCAAGACAAGGCGGCAGACAGUCAGCCAGGAAAGACAAGAGUUAAAAUUACAAGGUAAUACGGUAACGGUUGUCAUCAUUGAUGGCUGAGCCAUCCAUGGCUAAGCCAUCCUUUUAUCUACGACUUAUCGACCUUGUCUAUGACUAGGUGUACCCAACUAUGAGAGGGAAAGGUAGUGAUCCGAUCCAGCCGAGAAGAGAAAAUAUCCACUUACCUAUAAAGUGUUUUCUCUGAAUGCAGUAACUUCAAUUUUAAGACCGAAGAAAGAAAAAUGAGAAGUUGCAGUGAAUUUACCCUCAUCGGAACAUGAAUCCUGCUGAAAUCCUUUAGGGAGUAGGCCGAAUGAAGUUACAAGCAACAAUUAUUUCCUUAGCUACCGUCAUGAGCAAUUUCCUCAAUGUGCGAGAAUAUCACACUGAUUUAGCACACGGAAAUAGGAAAUAUUUGGUCUUAGACAGAUUGAUGACAAAUACAAGUAGUAUUUUCAAUGUCUACUGACCAAUUUCUACAAUAUUGAGUAUACUUCUAGUUUUGUUGCCGAAGUCCGUACCGUACACAACUGGCAGCGAUAUUAAAGAAACAGUGAAUGCCUUUUUUCAACUUAAUGUGAGUAUUGCGGAAGUAAGUGAAAUUGAAGGAGAAACUAUAUUAUGUGGCUUUUUGCUGUACUGUCAUUCUGAGAUGAAACCCAUUCAGUGAAGAUUUGUAUACGAGAAAAAAUAUACACUGGCUGUUCUAAAAGCUUUGAGUUACGAUUUGUAGCAUCGGUAAGUAAAAAAUUCAACAAACUCAAACCCACCAUAUUGCCAAAAUAAUGUAAGAAUUUUUACAUUAAUAGUCUAAAGUCAAUCAUUAAAAUCAUGCAUUACUAGUGAUAGUGUUUUUAAUCUCUGCACAUUUUCGUCUAAGCAAAUUUAUGCACUGCAAUUUUUGAGUAACUGAAAGAUGAAAUAAGUCUAACAAAAUGAUUUAAUUGAUAAGGCUUAAACAAAUCUCAUCUUGUCAUCCAGGACGAGUAGAUUUUCUUGCUGGGCAAGUAACUUUUUAUGCUCUCUUGCCCAGUAAGCAAGUGUCCAGGCAAGUCAUGAAUCAUUGACUAAAUCAAGUAAGCAAUGGCCAUGGGCAAGCAACAUGUGAGGGCUAUUUGUUGAAAAGACAAUUUUUUUUAGCCCUGAGUAGGUCUAAGUGACUUUUGUGAACAGCAAAAAACAGGGUUCGUACAGGUUAUGGAAAACCUGGAAAGUCAUGGAAUUUAAGAAUUUCAUUUUCCAGGCCUGGAAAGUCAUGGAAUGUAAUUGUCGGUACUUGAAAGUCUUGGAAAAUGAAAGCUCUGUUUGGUAGAUUAGUUACUGCAGAUGACAAAGCAAGGACAAUUAAACAUCAGGAGGAGUAAUUAAACAGUGCAAACAGCAUGCAUUUUGGUGGACACCAGAGUUUGUGUCUGUUGAACUGUUUAAAAUUUAAAAAAAUAUGCUAAAACAAGGAAGGUUUUGAAAAUUCUCAAAAGUGACAGCUAAACAUUAAGUCAUGGAAAACUUGAAAAAGUAAUGGAAAUAGUCAUGAAAGUCAUGGAAUUUGAAGACCUCAAAAGAGUACGAACCCUGAAAAAUUCCUGUGGAUUUGGUUGUGAAAUAAACAAUUUAGUGUCUGAUGACAUUAAGGUCUACCCAUGUGUACAGUGUAAGAGCUUCUCAAGUAACAGUAAUAGUCUUCCAACAUUGCAUGUGGCUUAGCUUACUGGUAAAUAACUGAUCAGAAAUGUAGAUCUAUAUUAUUUAUUCUUAUGCCAUUGCAGAUGUCUUGUACUUAGAAAGUUUUCAAACCUGGCAAAUUUUGGUGUAUUGCUGGCAGGGCCAGUUAUGCAAUGAGAAAUACUUUACACCCCAUAUCCUCUGCAUUCAAUAUGCGAAACCUACUGUUUUGACGAAAGGUUAAGAAAAUAAAUCAACAUCUCUGUGACUGUCAGAUGGCUACUUCAGCCUGACUGAAAAACCAUGUAGGUUUCCUUAAAGGAAGUUGAAAUUGCUGCUUGCUGGUAACCGUCAUGUUACAGAAUAUUUUUUUUAUAUAAUCUUUAGCAAAACUGUGGACCCUAGUAAUAAUUUUUUUUUUGGAUUCUCUUUGGCAUGACCUUUUUACCCUUUUUUCCUUUAAGAUUAAAACCCCUGUUCUCUACAUUUUUAUUUAUUUAAUAAAGGACUGUAUAUACAUUGAGUUGUUAAAGUAUUACUUGCCUGGUUUAAAUUGUCAUUUACCUGCACUUUUUUAUGGGCAGCAGUUCAUUAAUGUUUGUCAUAUAUUGGUGUACAUUUUACUGCUUCCUAAGAAUAAUCAUUUUUCAGUUUUGUUGAGCUGACUGUUUCCGGUAGGUCUGAGUUUUUUUAUCAAGCUUGUAAAACCAUUUUCCGGUACAUGUACGUAAUAAACAACUACUUGUCAUUUGUUACCUGAUAAAUGAUUUAUCGGGUACCAAUUUGCAAGCAGUUGUUUAUUAUUGCACAUCAUUGUUCAACAGCUGUACAGAAAUCUGUGUGUUUUGAGCACUUAAGUUUGAAAACAAGGCUCUGUUCAGUAAUUUCCGGUGUUAAUCUUGUGUUGAGAAGCUGAAGCCUGCUAAGUGCAUGGAAUGGACAUUAUUAAAGGCUGAACAAUCUGUUACAGUAGGUUAAGUCUUUAAAUGAAUUGUAAUUAAGGAGUUAACUAGUGCCCAGCAUGGUGAUGCUUUUUUGAUAAUGGGCAGACUUGUUGCAAAAUUAUGAUUGUGGCUAACUUAAUAGCCUUCUCUGAUUCAGAAAGAAAUCCUGUUUCCUUUUUUUAAAACAGUAUUGCUAAAAGUAAAAGAAUGGAUACACACUAAAAAUAAAUAGAUUAAAAAAUCUAUUUUUUAAUAGCUAAUUUUAAAUACAAAAAUGGAAAAAAAUUUAUGGCACAUAAACUUAAUACCAAGAGAAUUCCAUGUUGACAAAUGUAUGGUUCCACUGAUGGAUCUGGAAAGUUCAGCAGCUUGCUUUUAAUUCAGAUGUAUUUUUUUAACAAAUAAAAAGUGUCACACAGAUUGGGCCAACUAUUGAUUAUGAGAAGAGAGAAGGCUGUGUUUAUUUUGCAUUGUUUUUUGGUCAAUAGGGUUGAAAGAAGCAACUCAGUUGAUCAACAAAAACACAUCAGAUCUCUCUUGUCAGGUUGCUUUAUAUUUCAAGGUGGUCAGUAGUAACCUAACAAACCUGGUUUGUUAAUAAAAAUAUUUGAAAUGACUCAACCUGAUUUGUGUUAAGGAGGUACCACUAAGGUCAAAGUCCUGGAAAACACUCAAUAAAGUAGGUCUGUCCUGAGGGUGUCAAAAAUCUGAAGUGGGUGGCUGGUAAUUAAGUAACCAGCUAUCAACAUGGUUAAAAAGAAUCUUUUAUUUCUUCAAUUAAGGGGGAGAAGUAGCCGACUUCCCUUAGCAGAGUACAUGGCACCUUUUGUUGGUCAUUAUUGCAUCUGCAUAAGCCAAUAAUUUUUUUUCCUUAAGUUGUUUGAAUAUCAUAUAGAAAGGAGCCCAAGAUGUCUUUAAGUUGUCAGAGGCAGUGGUUUCUUUUCAGAGAUCACAAAUCAGUGAACAUACUUCUAAGUCUGAUCAGUCAUCAGUGUCUUAUAUAACAAAUAUUGGAUGAUGAUGUCUCCUGUCAGUAAGAUAAUAUUUUUGACAGUGCCAUAACUAUCAAGAGAGUGAAGCAACAUUGUUGAAAUAAACUUUCUGGCGAUGGGUUUUGUUUAGUUAACAGUAUAUUAUUAAAAACAAUUUUUUUGUUGAGCCAUUUUAAUCAGACAGGUUAUUUUACACAUCUGUGGGAAAUGAUAGAUAUGUUCUUUGACACUUAUCAUCUGUUUUACACAAUUUUGGUUAAAUGUUGAAUAAAACAGACCAUUCAAUAGAUCCGUGUUAACAUUUACCAUAAAGUCACUUAGUCAAUUCUAAUUUUGCCAUUGAUUUACUGUACAGCAGCUGCAGCUAGAGCAACUCCUGGUUCACAGGGCCAUCCUAUUGUUGUGAAUGAGAAUGAUGGACAACAGCCUGGUCCAGCAUACACUGCACAUGCCGCCCCUAGGGUGGCGCAAAAUCAACCUUGGCAUCCAAGAUCAAGGGAACAACCAUACACCCGUGGAGUUCAAGUGACCGAUACACGUCCAGCUGCUACCCACCAGAGAAAUAAUUACAACCGAUAUUAUGAUCAUCACAGGUACUAUGGUAACUAUGGAGGUCAUGCUGGAUAUCGUGGUGGGGCUGAUAUUGAGAGGGAACAUGCGCAUGGUAAUUACAUGCAAGGUGUUCCUGGAGCAUAUUAUCCUGGUUAUGGUCAGUGCCGAUUAUGUGGUGAGUAGUAAGCAAGCAAACUUCCUCUUCUGGUGUGAGACUCUUCCCCAGGGGGAUAGUCCAGAUCAGAAGUAACGGGGAUGAUCAAAUGGUAGCAAAGUUUUGAUAGAGGAAUUGCAAAGCCAUGUGGAAAAUUGGAUGGCAAAACCCAAAAAAAUCCAAUGAUUAAUUUCCGAGCCUUCAAAAAAUUCCAGAAACGAUUAAAAAUAAAAUGAUAUAACACAGAAACUAAGAACAUUAGAAAAAUCCAUCACCAGAACUAUGUGGCCAGGAUACGCGGGCACUACCAUGAAUCUUAAGAUUUUUUUAAAAGAAAACCUAAACAAUCAGUACUUAAAUCAAGCCACCCAAAAAAAGCCCUGAAUGAAAAAUUUCAAACCCAAGAAAGUCCUUCAAUCAUCCUUGUCACUUGAAAUCCAGAGUACCCUCCCACCGGAGCACUCUUCGAAAAGCCAUGAUUUGAUACAUUUUUUCAAAAUUUCAUUUUGUUGAUGUGGGUGUAGUAUUAAAGCAGUGAGCGGGGGCUUCCCUAAAAAUUGAUGGGGAUACAGUGUACUUUUCACAGAAAUAUAGCAGUUAUGGUGACUGGAAAAGGCCCAUUAAGGCCUUUGAUCAAUUAUAUGAAGAUUUUUGUUUCAAAAUGCAUAAGGUUUGCUCUUAUUACAGUAAGAGAAUUUAACAUGUGAUUCAGAAUCACUUAGGGCCUAUUUCAUGUACCCCUUUAAUUGGUACUGUCUUAGGGGUUAAGAGGAGUUUGGGCCACACCCAUUAAUGGAGAUCCUGAUGUCUUUUAGAGGAAGUCUUUGAAAUUGUUGCAGUGCAUGAGCAUUGGUCAUUUUUAUAGGGAAAUCAACUUCGUGAUGGCUUCUGCAACAACAAGUUUACACUAAUAGUGGCAUUGUAAAUACUGAAAGUUGCAGUACACUGGAACCUUGAUAUAACAAAGGGCUAAGUUCACUAUAAUGAGGUUUUUCUAUAUGGAGGUUCUUGUUAUGUGUACUACUACUUGGGUAAAGAAAACUGUUAUACCAAGGACUUCGUGGUAUAGAGGUUUAUAUCAAGCUUCCACUGUAAUAUGCUUGCUUUAUUUCCAAGUAAACUUCCCUCUGCAAUCAGAUUUUUAUAUCAAAUUACUUUGACUAGGAAAUAAAUUGGUUCAUAUAUGUUUUGGGCUAUUUUGGGGUUGUUUUAAUUUAUUUCAUCAAAUGAUGUAGAUUCAUUGCUUGGUAAAGACAUUUGUGUCAAUAAAUAUAAUUUAUUAUUUUUUCAGGUAUGAGAGGGCACUGGGCACCAGGAUGUCCAUUCCAGCACUAGAUGGAGUCCUACAUACCCACAGAACACUAACAUAAUAUGUCAGUCACAGCAUAUGGGCAAUAUGGUUUUACCAUACAUAUUAAUCUAGCAGAUAAUUAAUCUAAAAGAUAAUUAGACUGAGUGAGGUUGAAAGCAUACAGUGUGGAUGCAUGUCAUGGAAAAGUUUCAGUUCAGCAUUUUGCAUCUGCUAUAUUAUUCAUAUAACUUAAGCACGGCAGUUUUGCCAUAAAGGUUUAAGUGGUUAAGAGUGACAUAAUCUUUCUCCAAAGACAUAUUCUGCAGGGGUAAUUAAUUUAAUGAUAAGGCUCAAACUUCUGAAGAAAAAUUAUUUGGGUAAUAUUGUAAAUUAAUGAUUUGUUCAAAAUCAAAAGGGAAUCAGAUCUUGGCUAAAUAUGUAUGGUUUCAAACAGGGCAUUUGGUAUGCUAAUACUAUAUUAUAUACAGUAUUUUGCAGCAGUUAGACAUUAUAUAGUUUUUGUCACUGGUGUACAGUUAUCUGCAACUUCAUUCAAUUUCAUAAAAGGCUUGUUUGAAUAAUAUUUCAUGGAGCCUUGUGCUUUAAGAUAAGAUAACUACCAGUCGCUUGCAAUAGGAGCUGGGAUUAAAUAAUAGUAAUAUUUAAUUUUAAGGUACCUUCCUCGAAAGGUAUUUCCUCGAAUAAGCGCCCAGGCGAUGGCUAAAAGGAGGGCGCUAAUGAAGUUUUCCUUUCAACGAACUGUGAUUUUAUUUUGGCUUAAUCUCUAAUAGAAAAUCAAAGACUUCACCAUUUUCCGCGAAAACGUAAAGUCAAUAUUUAAAUGUCUAUCGUUACACACUAUUAUAUCGC